GCUAGAUACACACUAGCGAACGGGAUGUACCGUCGAAAAAUGAUCUAUACGGCAAGGUGGGUACACAUGGGUUUAACGCACAGUCAUUUCCAAACAAGCAGCAAGGGAGCGUGCCAGUCCCGAACGAUCACGUACACCAUUCAAUUUCUGUCCGAGUGUGGUUUGUGCCUUCCACAAGCGAAGAACGGAUCCAGAAGCUGGCGCCUGGACAUCCUGAAGGAAAGACAGGAUCUGUGUGCGUUUCGUCCAUUAGCGAAGGAAAAAUUCUAACUUGAAGAGAAGAUGAAUAUGACUAAAUCGUCCGCGGUCAGUAGCCGAGAUGAUGCAGGUCAUGCAACAAUCCCGAAAACGUCGAAAAUCUGUGGCGUGUGCGGUGACGUGGCCCGAUGCUACCACUUUGGCGGAUUGUGUUGCGCUAGCUGCAAAGCUUUCUUCCGCCGUGCCGUCGUCAACGACCGCUAUAAACAAUACCGAUGCGUGUACGGAGGAUCUUGUCGGAUAGAUGUCAUCUCGCGAAAACAUUGUUCACACUGCCGUUUAAAGCAAUGCUUGGCCAUCGGCAUGGAUAAGAAAUGGUUCAUGUCGGACGAAAUGCGAGCUGAAUUAAAGAUGAAAUCGAUGAAGAAACUGAGAAACAAUCAAGAACAAUUGAUGAUCCUAACGCAGAAAAUAUGUCGCCAGUUGGGACCUGCCGACAGAUCCAUUGACCGGACGUCCACCCUCGUUCUAAGUCCCGACCACGCCACCGAAAUCCACCUGUUGGUCCAGCUCUGCAGGCGGGCGUACCAGGUCACCGAGUACCCGAAACAUUGUCAGAGUUCCGAAUGCCAAUCAGCACUACCUGGGAAGACGGCCGCCAUUUUCGCCAGUGUUAUCCGCCGUGUUUUCUUCUUUCUGCAGAGUGUUCCGCAACUUCAGCAGCUGGACGAGUCUAGUCAAAUGUCCUUGUUGAAAGAGCGAGGCAUGGAGUCGCUAAUCAUCAUGUCGGCCCUGACGUUCGAUCCGAUCGGCCGCAAAUGGACGAGCAAGGAUGGAACGAGUUACAACACGCUGAUCAGCGAGACAUUUCCGAUCCACGUUUGCGAGAAGGAUUUCGAACGACUUCACGGGACGGCAGUGAUGCGCAAACAUUUCGAUACCAUCACAUCUUUGUUGCUGACGCUGAACGUCGACGAGCAAAUCCUCGUCCUGCUGUCGUUGGUGGCGUUCUUCGCCAUCGACGAUAAUCAACAAGGCAACUCUGCAGAAGCUGCCCAGAUCCUGGCUAUCCAGGAACACUUUAUCGAGUUGCUCAAGCGCUACGUCCACUGGAAAAUGGGACCUGAAAUAAGCGAAAAGGCCUUUGCUCGUUUCAUUCUCAAGUUAUCCGACGUCCGAGAAGUCGACAAUCUACACAAGGUUGCCCAGCUGCGUUUGUCCAGCGAUGAGAUCCACCAGCUAGAGCAUCAAUUGGGAGGACUAGCUCUGUUAAAAGGCGGUUCCCAGCAUUAGCCAUCCGUGCGUGCCUGAUGUCAACAUGGCGGACGUGCUCUUGAUUUCUUACGUUAUUCCGCAUAUUCCCUGUUAUGUCUUCCCCCCCCCCCCCUUUCUUUCGCCCUCUCCCCAACCCACCUGCACCUUCAUAUCGCGCCACAUGAUUUCCCAGAAAGUAUACAAGUGUACACCAGGAAUGACGUAGCUACUCAAGCAAGUUUUGCACCAUCAGGUUUUCUUUAUGCGCCCAAUGAGUCUGGCUCCUCCCUCCCCCCCCUCCACCCCAUCAUCCCGUAUAGUGAAUUUUUACUGAUAUGCGCGUUGAUACGUGGUCCACACAGUUGUGCGUCUGCUCACGAUUACGUGGUCGAUGUGCCUACGUGAUGUUUUUCAAAACGCUGUAUACGUCAAUCAAUAAAAGAAU
Daphnia carinata is the source of this 1897-nucleotide messenger RNA. RefSeq names its product oxysterols receptor LXR-alpha-like. The transcript has 5 exons. Gene Ontology annotation, molecular function: zinc ion binding; nuclear receptor activity; RNA polymerase II cis-regulatory region sequence-specific DNA binding. Gene Ontology annotation, biological process: cell differentiation; negative regulation of transcription by RNA polymerase II; positive regulation of transcription by RNA polymerase II. The record is from RefSeq and is a predicted model, not a curated record. The coding region runs from base 283 to 1491 and encodes 402 amino acids. Lineage: Eukaryota; Metazoa; Arthropoda; Branchiopoda; Diplostraca; Daphniidae.